UCUCGUUUACUUACGCCCGAAGACCAGGACUCGCUGGUGCUUAGGCUUGAAGCCUCCAGGACCAUGAACCCUGCUGAGCAGGAUGGUGAUCGGCCAACUGUUCAGCCUGAACCAGGACCCGAUGUCGCGAUACCUGCACGAACGACUACAAGCACUUCUUCACACAACGGCGCCGACACAGUUAGAGCCAGCGAGGGCCCUACCAAAAGCACCACAAGCUUUCGGGUCCACGGAUUCGCGGACAAGAACACUUUAUCUGGAUGGUUCCCCCAGAUAAAGAACGACGAGAACAACAGCUGGCGAAUCUGGAUAUCCAGAAGGAGUCGAGCGCUUAUGGUCCAGCUCGGUAUCAUCGGGCUCAUCCUGAUCACAAACCUAAGCUUGACAAUAUUCGCGGUUGCAAGCUAUGGCAGCGAGAACGGCGUUGGGCUUAUUUACCAUGGAGAUUGUUCCACAGUGAAGAGGCUGGAUCAGUGGAUUCAUCUGUUGAUCAACCUUCUGGGAACAGGCAUGCUGUCCGCUUCCAAUUACUGCAUGCAGUUGCAGGCCGCUCCGACCCGUGAGAAUGUCGAUACCGCUCACAAGGCAGGAAAGUGGUUGGAUAUCGGCAUUCCUAGUUUGCGGAAUCUUCGCUACCUCAGCAACUGGAGACGGGCGUCAUGGGCUCUCCUGGCGAUAAGUUCCAUCCCAGUACAUUUGAUAUAUAACUCGGCAGUUUUCAAGUCACUGUCCUCCCACAACUACACUGUGGCCGUCGUCAAAGACUCUUUCUUGGACAACAGCUCUUGGAGUCUCUCAACGGCCGAGGCCAACCGUGCUGGAGACUGGGGAUGGGACGACACCCGAGUCAACCCUCCGAACCUGGACUACGAGGGGAUCAUUCGUGGUAUGCAACAAGACGCCCAGACAUACCAGGAAAUGAACGUUUCCGCAUGCUUUUCCCUGUACGACGACUACUGGCAACCGCAAGGCAAUGCACUGGUGUUUGUCAAGAACGAGACCUUGCAGAGCCCGCCAGAGGACAGCCUCCUGAUGUACGUCUCAGUCGUGCCUCGAUCCGAUAAUUGGGGCAAGAACAUGUGGGCUCUGGGCAACGGAACUGGCAGGUUUGUUGCCCAGUCCCCUCCAGGAGAUGUGACGAAGUGGUUUCUUGGACCCAAGUAUUACGAAGUCGAUCGAUGUCUCGUUCAACCACCGGAAAGCCUGCGGACUAGGUGUCGUUUUGAAUACUCGCCACCGAUCAUGUUUACCAUCUGCAUCAUGAACUUCUUGAAGGCGUCCAUCAUGCUGUGCAUUUGGGUCAUGAGGAAGUGGCAAAACCGGCAGCAGAGGGAUCAAGCUAAGCAGGUCAUGCAUACACUUGGUGAUGCCAUCGCAUCUUUCAUGAGGGAGCCAUGUGAGCAAACCAAGGACCUAAGUCUCAGUACGAAACACGACUUUUUGACUACUAGAGAGUGGAAAAACCGGUUGGUCAGAUGUCCUCCCACCAUCUUGGCCGAAGAAACACACGAAGCCAGAACUUUCAAGGUUGAAGUAAAACAUUGGAGGUCUGCUGCGAGUCUUAAGCGCUGGGUCAUACUGUUGGCUACGUGUCUGCUGGUACUCCUGGUUGCGGCAAUUCUUCUUGUCACUUCCUUUACCAGCCUUCGACACAGACGUUUUGGGGUUGGUAUACCUGAGCUGUGGAAGCUUGGCUUUGGGGCGCUGACCCCCUUCACGUAUCUCGUCAUCAACCUCCCGCGGCGCGACCCUGGAGGCUUGAUCUCGAAUGUUCUUCUGGCGAACUUGCCUCAACUCGUGCUGUCGAUCCUGUACAUCUUGUACAACACCAUGCUCAGCACGUUUCUCGUUCAGAGAGAGUUCAGCCGAAUGCACAACCCCGAGUACAGAAAAGCCCUCCGCGUCUCCGAGCCGGUUGGCAUCCAGCGUUCGAGCUACUUCAUUUCUCUCCCCCUGCGAUACGGCAUACCACUCUACGCAAGCUCUGGAAUCAUGCACUGGUUGAUUUCACAAAGUUUGUUCUUGGCAAGAAUUCGUGCAGUCUCAGCCGAGGGCGGUGACGACGAGGCAAACUCAUUUUCGACUUGUGGCUACAGUCCGAUUGCGACAUUUAUCAGUACGUCUCUUGUCGUUUCUUUGGGAAUUUUUGAGGGUUAGAAGACGGCUUCUAACAGAACCACUAGCCAUAUUGGCA
Molecule: messenger RNA, 2194 nt
Organism: Colletotrichum destructivum
Lineage: Eukaryota; Fungi; Ascomycota; Sordariomycetes; Glomerellales; Glomerellaceae
Exons: 4
Coding region: 64-2157 (697 amino acids)
Source: RefSeq, a predicted model, not a curated record